Molecule: messenger RNA, 3457 nt
Organism: Saimiri boliviensis boliviensis (Bolivian squirrel monkey)
Lineage: Eukaryota; Metazoa; Chordata; Mammalia; Primates; Cebidae
Gene: RGS4
Product: regulator of G protein signaling 4
Source: RefSeq, a predicted model, not a curated record
AUCGGUGUGUAUAUUUGCUCAUCUACUCCCUCCUUGGGUCCUCGAGCUGCUGUUUUAGACUUUUUAUAGGACGCAGGCAUGUACAGGAGAAACUGUCAGUGCUAGGCUGAAUGCUGUUGUUACCAAGAUUUCUAGAAAAGUAUUCCUGCAGUCAGGUUGAUUACGGCUAGCGCGAAUCUAUUUUUCCUAGGCUAGUUUCUCUUUGCUGCCGGGCUUAUAACUGUCUGUCAUCCAGCUAUUGCUCUCCACCUUCCUGUUUGCAUAACAAGCAAGGCAACUUCUGCAAAUCACUGCAUGGAGACGAUGAUCCUACCAACUCCCUUUUGGAAACCGUGAAGAUCAGACCUUGGACCAUGUAUAAUAUGAUGCUUCUAAUCCAAAAGAGGAAGGACAUUGGGAAUCAGCUCCUAAGGGCUGGAGAGGCAGAGGGAGACAGAGGAGCUGGUACUGCAGAGCUGUCGUCUGAUUGGCUGGAUGGUCGUAGCUGGGCUAUAAAAGAGACCCCUACAGGCUUGGUAGAAAGACGCUCAGAGAAUUCUGACAGUAUCUUUGCCGGAGAAGAGGCAAAGUACUCUCAAAGCCGAAACCACAGCUCCUCCUGCCGCAUUUUUCUGCUUGCGAAUCCCAAGCUGUUAAAUAAGAUGUGCAAAGGGCUUGCAGGUCUGCCGGCUUCUUGCUUGAGGAGUGCAAAAGAUAUGAAACAUCGGCUAGGUUUCCUGCUGCAGAAAUCUGAUUCCUGUGAACAUAAUUCUUCUCACUGCAAGAAGGACAAAGUGGUUAUUUGCCAGAGGGUGAGCCAAGAGGAAGUUAAGAAAUGGGCUGAAUCACUGGAAAACCUGAUUAGUCAUGAAUGUGGGCUGGCAGCUUUCAAAGCUUUCUUGAAGUCUGAAUAUAGUGAGGAGAAUAUUGACUUCUGGAUCAGCUGUGAAGAGUACAAGAAAAUCAAAUCACCGUCUAAACUAAGCCCCAAGGCCAAAAAGAUCUAUAAUGAAUUCAUCUCAGUCCAGGCAACCAAAGAGGUGAACCUGGAUUCUUGCACUAGGGAAGAGACAAGCCGGAACAUGUUGGAGCCUACAAUAACCUGCUUCGAUGAGGCUCAGAAGAAAAUUUUCAACUUGAUGGAGAAGGAUUCCUACCGCCGCUUCCUCAAGUCACGAUUCUAUCUUGAUUUGGUCAACCCUUCCAGCUGUGGGGCAGAGAAGCAGAAAGGAGCCAAGAGUUCUGCAGACUGUGCUUCCCUGGUCCCCCAGUGUGCCUAAUUCUCACCUGGAGGCAGAGGGAUGACAUGCCAAGACUCAAUGCUCUGGAAAACCUGAGGCCAAAUAUUGAUCUGUAUUAAGCUCCAGUGCUUUAUCCACAUUGUAGCCUAAUAUUCAUGCUGCCUGCCAUGUGUGAGUCACUUCCACGCAUAAACUAGAUAUAGCUUUUGGUGAUUGAGUGUUCAUCAGGGUGGGACCCCAUCCCAGUCCAAUUUCCCUAAGUUUCUUUGAGAGUUCUUUGGGAGCAAAUAUCUAAAUCACGGCCUGGUAGGUCUGGAUUUUCAAAGAUAGUUGGCGGUUUCCUCCUCCCAACAGUUUUACCUUGGGUUAGUUGGCUAGUGCAUGUCACAUGACAGCCACAUGCACAUGUAUUCUGUUGGCCAGCACAUUCUGCAGGCUAGAUGUUUAGAUGAGGUUGAUCUAUGUGCUUGUGUGUAUGUCUGUAUAUAUAGAUAUGUGAUAUAUGUACACAUAUACAUAUAUACAUUAUUUCUGUAUAUAGAUGUCUGUGUCUACAUAUAUAUGUAUGAGUGUAUGUAUAUAUACACACACGAACUUCUGCAAGAAUGAUGAGAAAGAUCCUAGGUGCUCAUAACUAGAGUAUGUGUAUGUACUUACAUGCAUGUUUUGAUCUCUGUUCUUUCAUACUACCUUUGAACAGGGCAAAAUGAACUAACUGCCAUGUAGUCUAAGAAAGAAAUGCUAACCUGUGGAAAGUUGCUUUUGUAAAAUUCCAUGGAUCUUGCUGGAGAAGCAUCCAAGGAACUUCAUGCUUGAUUAAACCACUGACAGCCUCCACUUCAAGCACUAUUCUAAAGAGCAAAUACCUUAGCUCCUUUGAGCUGGUUUUCACUGAUGGCACUUUUGAGCUCCUGAGCUGCCAGGGCAUGCUUAUUAGCAGCUGGGUUGAUACGGAGUGGGGAGACAGGAUGUUGAGCUGAAUGAAGAAAUGCAGUUAAGGCCUUGCCAGCAACACCUACCAUAAGUUACUGGCUGAAAGAGCGCACAGAAGUUAAAGGUUACUGUUUUUAUCCUCUACCCUUUUUUCCUCUCCUGAUCAAGGUGCUCUUCUCAUUUUUUCCUGAGAACCUUAGCCAUCAGAUGAGGCUUCUUAGUUUCUUGUGGUUGGUUAUUGUUUCUUUAUAAUGGCUCUGGACUAGAUGCCUAUAUUUAUAAACCAGCAGCAGAGGAAAGAUUAUAUUUUAUAAGAGGGAAACAAGUUUUCACAAUUUGAAAAGCCCACGUAAGUUUUCUCUUUGAAGGUAGAAUCUUGUUAAUUUCACUCCAAACAUCAGGGCUAACAGAGACUGAAGCAUUUCUUUUUAGGCUCUGAGACUAAGUGAGAGGAAAAGGAAAGAAAAAAAAAAUGACUGUCUAACCAAUUGUUAGAACUACUGUUUGCAACUUUUCAAGGCACAUUGAAAUACUUGAAAACUUCUCAUUUCUGUUAUUUAUGACGUUAUUUUGUACAAGCUUUUAUUAUUAUGUUGUUUUAUAAAUGGAGGUGCAGGAUAUCACCUGAAUUAUUAAUGAACGCCCAGGAAGUAAUUUUCUUCUCAUUCUUCUAAAAAUAUUGCCUUUGAAAGUGCACACACAUGCACCCGCAUACACUCCAUUCAUUGCUCCAGUAUAAAUUACAUGCAUGAGUACCUUGUGGCUGUUAAGCCAAUGUCAUGGGCUGCAAAAUGAAGACACAGAGUGUGUGCAUACAAAUCUCACGGUAUUAAAGUUGUAGAUUUUCUAAUUGUACCCUUUUUGUCUCUAUGACAAUCUUGCCCUUAAUAUCCCUGCAGUUCCUCAUCCGUGUCAUUUUCUGUUAUAUACAGUUCCACAAUUUUGUCUCUAGUUGACUUCAAAUGUGUAACUUUAUUGGUCUUACCCUAUUAUAAUUGUCAUGACUUUCAGAUUGUAUCUGAACUCACAGACGGCUGUCUUACCAAUAGGUCUGGAAGGUCAUUCUGAAUGAGAAGUAAAUUAUUUUAUGUAAUACAUUUCUGAGUGUGUUUUUCAGUUGUAUUUCCCUGUUGUUUCAGCACCAUUUCCUGUGGUGAGCUUGCCUGCUCAUGCUCUCUGGACAGAUUACUACUUCCUUUUGCAUGCCUGUUUCUAUAAUGUGCUUUAUAGGCCUCAAAGCUGAUGCUUCCAGUGGAAACACAUGCAUCUUAAUAAUAAGGGUAAAUAAAUGCUCCAUACGAAAC